UAUUUUAUUAAACUUUUGCCGCAGUGUAAUGUUACGUUCUGUUUUUACUUUCAGGCUCAAAAGGCAGACAAGAGGAAGAGCGGAUGGGGAAUGAAGUGGAGCAGCUUGCUCAGUUACGAAAUCCACAUGGUAAUGAAGUUGCCUUUAUGGAGACAGAGCAUUCCCAUACUAAAGACAUUAACGGUCAUCAACAGGCUAGUAAGACAAAAGAAAGCGUGGCUCUCGAGAAUAACCGACUCUUGACCCAUUGGAAACAAACCGAGGAGAUGAAUAAGGAACCCAGUGAAAGAAAACCUCACAUUUCGACUAAAACUGAAGUGGACAUUCCCUCAUUAGCGAUCCACAGAACAAACGUGCAGAGUAAUGACGAUUCUGACAUGGACAGAGUAAAUAGUGAACAGAAGAAGGACACUUUGGGAUGGAAAGAACCUGAAACUAGAGAGAAAACAGAGGACUUUGACACCAAGUAUUCUGGUCUUCAAUAUUCUCCUGCAGAUUUAGCCGACUAUAUUAUGAGAACUGACGAUGAGAAAGGAGUAGCCAUGGCAAUUGAUGAAUUACUAACAGAAGGAUUGAUGACGAGAGAGCAAGCAAUUUCAUACCUUCAAGACGUGAAGACAGAAUUAACUUAUAUGAGAAAACAGUACGAACAAGCACGCCACCUGGAAGAGAUAUCUGAAGAAGUUAAAACGAAAAAAGGACAAGAAGAAACUGUUCAAUACAGUAAACCUAAACAACAAGGUUUAUCCACGCAAGGAGAUAAACUUCCAAAUACCCUCGUUCACAACAAGUCCCCAACAGCGACACCUACAGAAGAAUCGAAAAUUACUGUCCCUACAGCUGCCAUGAGAACUAAAUCUAACUCAGAACCUCUCGGUGUUUACCAAACUUCGGUUCUCAGGUCCCCCUCAGAGAGACAGAAGAUUGCUAUUAAUGAACCUGUGGAACAACAGCCAGAAGUAGACAUGGCAAUGAUUAUUAACAAGCUUCGCGCCGCUGGAUCCCUCUAUGAAGAGUAUACUCUCAAAGAAAUAAUCUACCAAUUAGCUAAGGACAUGUUCGAGCAAAGUAUUCUCAGAGGUAACCCGUCAGCAGAAGAUGCUCUCUCCAGGUUCAGCAGUUUUCUUGAGACUCAGGUAGCAACCAACAAGAUAUCCAGAGAGAUGGAGCAGACCAUCCUUGAUAUUAUGUCAACUGCUCUGAUCGACAGUUUGCGGGAAUAUCCAGAUUUCAUGCGGAUGAACAAGAAAUCUCCUUAUGCUAAUUCUAAUUAUAACCAACAGAUGGAGACAAAACAUACUGAGAAUUUGCAAAACUCAAUUGAAAAAACUAAAAACCUUUCUUCAUUUACAGGAAAAUCAGGAUUAGGUAAAGCAGCAACCGUAACCAAUGGCCAAACCAUAAAAAGAGCUGUUGCCCAUCAGUAGGAUGGGCCAAUGGAACUGAGAGACAGUAAGAAAAAGAAGAAAACAUUAAAAUACAUACUCAAACGUGUUUGAUAGGUUUGUUUACGUAUUUCCACACUAAAUGUAAACUGAAUGACACGAGUAAUUCGUAACUAAUCUACAUGUUUAAGCACUGCACUACAUUUCCACCUCAGACAUGUUCCACGUGAUGUCUUUACCUAUAAUUCAUUUAAGACACACACACACAUAUAUAUAUAUCCGCCGCUUUGCUCAUUUGUACAACAGUAUUAGAUAUAUUUUGUUAGAUUUCAAAACCUUAAUUGACACUAAUUAUAAUACGAUACUAUUAGCUUCUCCUAAAUAUUGAAGCUGUUUUCCUGUACGUGAAAUUCGUCAACAGGUUUUGCGUGUGUACGAAAAAUAAAAGCUUAUUGUAUUAGAGGAAAAAAAAUAAAGAAUUUUAAUUUAUUC
Molecule: messenger RNA, 1877 nt
Organism: Limulus polyphemus (Atlantic horseshoe crab)
Lineage: Eukaryota; Metazoa; Arthropoda; Merostomata; Xiphosura; Limulidae
Exons: 11
Coding region: 84-1427 (447 amino acids)
Source: RefSeq, a predicted model, not a curated record